This is a messenger RNA of Ophidiomyces ophidiicola, 654 nucleotides long. RefSeq lists its product as uncharacterized. Bases 1 to 654 code for a protein of 217 amino acids. The transcript has a single exon. The record is from RefSeq and is a predicted model, not a curated record. Lineage: Eukaryota; Fungi; Ascomycota; Eurotiomycetes; Onygenales; Onygenaceae.
AUGAGUGAACCGGCGUACCUAUGCCUAACCCCCAUGUAUCGGGCAAUGUACCCUAUUGAAUCGCCGAUCUAUUUGGGUGACAGCUCCAUUCUUCCUAUUAAAUACAGCCUCCGGUCUAUUGCACCUAGUUGGCCCCCCUCUAGACAGAACAGUAUUGAUGACUAUAAUUCUGAUUAUCUGGAUAUCGAAAUGCCUGAUCAAGAUACUACUCAUCCCUGGAAGAGCUCUAUAUCCAUCGACUCCCCUAGAAGCGACGAUGAACACAACUCUAUCCUUUUCAGAUAUAUUUUAAACCGUUUCCCAGAGUCCAACCCAGCUGCUUUAUUGUCUGCUUUGCCUUUCGGAGAAAAUGAGAUGAGCCCGCCACCGUAUGUUCCAGAGGAAUUGCCACGCACCCUGCGCGAUCGCCAGUAUUUCGACGCACCACCAGAUGCUGAUAACGAUUGGAAUCAAUAUUCCCUCUUAUUCUUCGAUAGUCAGCCACCAAAGGAGGAAGCCAGUCCAGCUGACUCCCUAUUCAAUAACUACGAGAGCUCGGACGAAUCAAUUCCGCCGUUAUCGCCAUCAUCUCGCCUUGCCUGGAAUGGAAGCCCAAGCAAUUUUAUUGCCCAUGUUGGAGGUGGGUUUUUGGAACUUACACCUAGGUCUGGUUAA